Salarias fasciatus (jewelled blenny) is the source of this 759-nucleotide messenger RNA. RefSeq lists its product as uncharacterized. The annotation marks the transcript as partial. The transcript has a single exon. Lineage: Eukaryota; Metazoa; Chordata; Actinopteri; Blenniiformes; Blenniidae. The record is from RefSeq and is a predicted model, not a curated record.
AAGUGCAGUGUAUUGACAGCGCUGGAGGCCAGGGUAACCGAGUUAGAGGAGCGGCUGCGCAGAUGUGAGGGGCAGGGCAGCGCUAGCUACAGCGAGGUAGCGGCAGGGCUCGCAGCCCGCUCCCGCAGUGAGAGGAGUGUUAGCAAGCCUAGCCCCGCAGCGUGUCCCGAGCAGCCGGGGCAAGACCAGGACCGGUUUGUGACGGUCCGAAGGAAGGCUAGUGCUAAGCACCGCCACGUAGCACUCCAAGAACCGCUUCACGUCUGCAAUAGGUUCUCUCCCCUCAGCGACGACACACCAGCUGAACUGGACACGCUGGUGAUUGGCAGCUCUAUAGUUAGAGACGUGAAGCUGCCAGCGGUGAAGGUUAGGUGUUACCCGGGGGCCAGAGUGGGGGACAUCGAGGGGAACCUUAGGCUUUUAAAACAGGAAGGUAGGAGAUUCCGUCGAGUCGUGAUUCAUGCAGGCGGUAAUGAUGCCCGGCGGAGACAAUCAGAGGUGCUCAAAUUACAAGUAGCCUCGGUGUGUGAAUUGGCUAAGUCGAUGUCUGAUGCCGUAAUAUUCUCUGGUCCCCUGCCCAAUUUGGUCAAUGAUGAAAUGUAUAGCCGACUUUCAUCAUUCAAUUGCUGGUUGUCUAGAUGGAGUGAGGAAAACGGAGUUAUUUUUCUAAACAACUGGUGCACCUUCUGGGGAAAGCCUGGGCUCAUCCGCAGGGACGGCAUCCACCCAACUUUGGAUGGUGCAGCCCUUUUAGCUCAC